This is a messenger RNA of Rhinichthys klamathensis goyatoka, 3926 nucleotides long. RefSeq names its product zinc fingers and homeoboxes 2a (gene zhx2a). The record is from RefSeq and is a predicted model, not a curated record. Bases 622 to 3036 code for a protein of 804 amino acids. Gene Ontology annotation, biological process: regulation of transcription by RNA polymerase II. Gene Ontology annotation, molecular function: DNA-binding transcription factor activity, RNA polymerase II-specific; DNA binding. Lineage: Eukaryota; Metazoa; Chordata; Actinopteri; Cypriniformes; Leuciscidae. The transcript has 4 exons. Gene Ontology annotation, cellular component: nucleus.
AAAACAACAGUGGUUUAAUCAUCUCAAAGAAGGAAGCACGGGGCGAAGUGAACUGCUGCUCUUGCACUCGAAGCCAGCGCUUGCCAUUGGCGAUUUUCAAACUUUUUGCUUUUAAGAAUUCAUUCCCAAAGUCGGGAUGGAACGGCGUCUUGUAUCGUAUGCAAAUACGUCUGCUGACGUAGUUGAUCAUGUGGGUUUUGGCGUAGAUCCCCCUGUGAUCGCCAAUUUUUUUCGGCUGUUGUCUUUAGGAUUCGGCAGAAUCAUUACAAUCGUACGCUUCUAUUGGCCGUACACGUGGAAAAGUACGCAAUUUUGGACCCGAGCUGUCAUUAACCUCACAUCCCAGCGUUUCCCGUUGGUAAUAGGUGAGAAGAAGCUGGGUAAAAAAAAGGUGGCAGAGGAGGAAAACUUGCCACAUAGGACCUUACAGAUAUUGUGCUCUAAAAGGCAAGACCAUCAUUGACAGGCUGUGUGGUCUGGGAUGAAGUCUCAUGAAGUCUUCCAUUGGAGCUGACAUUCACAGUCAGCUGAAACAUCCUUUACUGAUCCUCCACCAGAGAAAGACCUGCCCAUUGCCCAUCACCAGAGUCCCCCUGCACUGUACCGUCUUACUCCCUGACCAUGGCUAGUCGAAGAAAGUCUACAACCCCCUGCAUGAUCCGACCAGAUGACUUGGUGACUGCAGACGAUCCAGAAGAAAUGGAUUCUUGUGUGGACGGUACAGAAGAGAAUGGAUCAUCACAUGUGUCUUCUAGUGAGGACUGUACAGAGAGGAAGAGUUCUGUGAACUCUAUGCAGGAAGCAACAGAGAUGGAGAAACCUGACAUGAAAACACGACCACAGAGGAAACUCCAGGGAGGCUAUGAGUGCAAAUACUGUCCCUUUUCCACACAAAACCUCAACGAGUUCAAAGACCAUGUUGAUUCCAACCACCCCAAUGUUAUACUUAACCCACUUUACUUGUGUGCAGUAUGCAACUUUAACACAAAAAAGUUUGAUUCUUUGACAGAACACAAUGAGAAGUGCCAUCCCGGAGAGUGCAACUUCAAGUUCAAGAGAAUCAAAUUAAACAGUCAGACCAUUCUAGAACAGACAAUCGAAGGUUCAAACUGUGCAGUCAUCUAUGAUACAACCAGCCCUCAGCCAGGAGAGGACUUUACUGCUUUUCCUUCAAACAAAUCCACUACUGUUAAGCUGGCUAAGUCCAAAGCAGACAGUUUACGGUUACAAGACGAUAGUCCGCUGGACAAACUCGCUCAAGAUCUCCCGAAAAAGCAAAUUACUGCAGUGAAUGUGAACGGGACUGUGAUAAUCCCAGAUGCAACUCUUAAAGAUGGCCUCUCUCAUAUAAUGCCAUCUCUGCAACGCCCACCUAACUACAACUUAGUACCAAAAAUCGCCGUCCCCUUGAACACUUCAAAAUACAACCCCUCGUUAGAUGGCAACUUGACUCUCAUCACCUCCUUCAACAAGUUUCCGUACCCUACUCAAGCAGAGCUCUCUUGGCUUACUGCAGCCUCCAAACACCCCGAAGAACAAAUUAAAGUGUGGUUCACUACCCAACGACUAAAACAAGGAAUCAGCUGGUCUCCUGAGGAAGUUGAGGAAGCACGAAAGAAAAUGUUCAAUGGAACGAUUCAGUCUGUUCAACAAGCAUUCACUGUCUUUCCUGCUCAGUUAGCUCAGUCCACUAAAGCUUCACAGCCCCUUAUCCAGACCGUCUCUUGCCAUGUCCUUGGACAAUCUGGCCUAGUGUUGGCACCAGUUGCCAAUGGCUCAAAUUCGACCAGUUCUCCUCUCACACUAACAGUCACAAAUCAAAUAGCACAGGGUGUCAAGAGGCCCCAUACAGCACCACUGGUUGCCCCAGAGAUAAAGAGGCCUUCAAUAAUCCAGUCCGUUCAGAGUACUCCAAAGUCUGUCUCUCCAACACCAAGUCUUUUUUCAGAUUGUGAGAAAACCCCUGAUCAGAUCAGAGAGCUGACCACUAGCUAUGCUCAGUGCCAGUUUCCUGAUGAUGAAGAAGUGUAUCGUCUCAUUGAGACGACUGGCCUCUCCUGGGGAGAGAUCAAAAAAUGGUUCAGCGAUCAGCGCCAUGGAAACCAUAAGGCAGUGCAACAGAUUAAAACAGACUUCUCUUCAAAGGACAGCCAACCACAUAAGCCUGUCGCCACACAGUUUCCACUACUAGAGAGAGUUAAAGGCAAAUCCUCUGAGCAAAUGAAAAAGUUAGAGGAAAGUUUCCAAAGGACUAGCUUUCCAACCCAGGCUGAGAUAGAGCACCUUGUAGCAGACACCAGGCUCUCCAAAAAUGAAAUCGAUUGCUGGUUUGCGGAGCGCCGUGCACUACGUGACAACCUGGAGCAAGCCUUGCUCAACUCGAUGGGUUCGAAAAGGUUUGAGCAUCACCUUCAAAGGGGUACAUUGAAUGGAGUCCAUGAGCAGGACAGCAGAGUCAGGGACUCACCUCUUUCCAUUCUCACGUCCUCGGUGUGUCCAGAGGCCAUUGAUGGCAAGUCUCUCUGCCUCCUUAAAGACGUGUUUGCACAAACCCAGUGGCCCUCACCAGAGGAGUACAACCAACUAGAAAUCCAAACAGGGCUAGCUCGUACAGAAAUUGUCCGCUGGUUUAAGGACAACAGAUCUGCUCUGAAGAAUGGAACUUUGGAUUGGAUGGAGCAAUUUCAAAGUCUUAGCAACAAAAGACAGAAUGGACAAAACAGCUUGUUGAUCACAGAUCAGACACAGAGCGUCCUACAAAGACACUUUCAAGAGGCAAAGGUACAAAAAGGGGAGGGUUUUGAGAAGCUUGCAGAGCAGCCAAAACUAACCAACCAGGACAUAGUAGAAUGGUUCACCAGUAAACUGGGCCACAACAUGCCUGAAAUCAGCAAAAGCAAGGAACAUGGACAGGGAAGUGUAGAUGGUAAGAGGUGGGUUUCCUUGGCAGCUGACAUUGACAGCAAAGACUAUGAUGCACAGAAAGUGGCACGAGACCUUGAAGUGCUGUCAGCAGAACACCGAGUGACGGGAUGAAGUUGUAAAGAAGAAAACAGGCUGCUUUGACUGAACUACAUGGGCCUGAUGAUUAAGGAAUAACCUUUGUCGUCGUGUAUGGAUCCAAUGAUCUCAUAUCUGGACUCUGAGGUUAUCAGAGACGAGAUGGACUGGGAGCAUCUGUGAAACACUGUCCAGAGAGUGACCAUGGAGUGCCAAAGUUUGACUGCUUUGUUGUUAUGUGUUUGUUUUUUAAAAGGGCCCUUGUAAAUAUUUUUUUCUGUACUUCAACAGAUUUGUACAAAUUUUUGAAGAUGAGACUUUUGUUACAUUUAUAAUAGGAGUCCCAAGACAUUUCCUUUGACCCUUAUAAUGGGAUGUUCAAUCAUUUUUGUGAGGACACAAAAUCAACCCACCUGCUGGUGAAGCUGUUAUAAAACACAAUGUGGUCCACGAUGGCACUUAACAUUUUAAGUGGACAGACACAAGCGGUGCUUCGAUAAAAACCAUCUCAUUCCAGAAAACGAGGUGAUAUUAUGGACUUUUCUUUGGACCAUAAACACAUUGCCUGCACUCUCAUACUGUACCUUAUCGCCAAGGGGGUAGAGCCACAUGGUGGACAAAAUCAAUACAAUACAGUGAUGCACAGCACAUGUUUAUUUGUAGUCAUAGGCUAAUUUUUGGCAAUAUUACAGUAACUGCAAAAUUAUACUUAUCUUGGCUUUUCCUGGUAUUCAAGGCAUAGUUCCAUUUUCCACUAUUCAGCUGUGAACUGCUUUCAGCUCGUUUAAGUGUAUUUCUUUUUCCUGCUGCUGCUUUUAGUGUCAUGUUCAGACAUGUAUCAGGAAUACUGUACUGCUACCAAGAAUCCUGCUUGCUCUUUAUAAGAACCAGUCUGCUGUAAUUCAAUAAAACACAAACGAUUGAAA